This is a messenger RNA of Magnolia sinica, 1756 nucleotides long. Its product is annotated as probable diphthine methyl ester synthase. Gene Ontology annotation, molecular function: diphthine synthase activity. Bases 140 to 997 code for a protein of 285 amino acids. Gene Ontology annotation, biological process: protein histidyl modification to diphthamide. The transcript is spliced from 8 exons. The record is from RefSeq and is a predicted model, not a curated record. NCBI's taxonomy places the organism in Eukaryota, Viridiplantae, Streptophyta, Magnoliopsida, Magnoliales, Magnoliaceae.
AGGAAAAAAAACAGAAAAAGUUCAAAGAAAAACAAAUGAGGGUUUGGUAGGGCUUACCUUACCAGAGCGGGAAGGAGGCGCUGAGAGAGAAAGAGGGGGAAGGAGACGUUGGGUCAGAGCAGUAGGGAAGCAUAGUAAGAUGUUGUAUAUAAUUGGUCUUGGUUUGGGUGAUGCUGAAGACAUAACGUUAAGAGGCCUCAAUGCCGUGAAGAAAUGCCACAAAGUAUACAUUGAGUCCUACACUUCACUUCUCUCUUUUGGUCUCUCAUCAGAUGGUCUUUCUACCUUGGAGGAACUGUAUGGAAGGCCGGUUAUCCUUGCAGACAGAGAAAUGGUAGAGGAAAGGGCAGAUGAUAUACUAUCAGAAGCUUGCGAGUCUGAUGUAGGUUUCUUGGUUGUUGGAGACCCUUUUGGAGCAACAACGCACACUGAUCUGGUUGUCCGGGCAAAAAAAUUGGGGGUGGAAGUCAAGGUUGUUCACAAUGCAUCAGUAAUGAAUGCAGUUGGGGUUUGUGGUUUGCAACUUUACCGCUAUGGUGAGACGGUUUCAAUACCAUUCUUUACUGAGACGUGGCGGCCUGACAGUUUCUAUGAAAAGAUUCGGAGAAAUCGCCAGCUUGGAUUGCACACACUCUGUUUGUUAGAUAUACGUGUGAAAGAGCCAUCAUUAGAAUCUCUGUGCAGAGGAAGAAAGCGCUAUGAACCACCAAAAUAUAUGACAAUAAACACUGCCAUUGAACAGCUCUUGGAGGUUGAACAAAUAAGUGGAGAAUCUGCUUACAAUGAGGACUCGAUGUGUGUUGGUUUCGCUCGCCUUGGAAGUGAAGAUCAGAAGUUGGUUGCUGGUUCAAUGAGAGAAUUACUGGCAGUUGAUUUUGGACCACCUUUGCAUUGCCUUGUCAUAGUAGGCAAGACCCAUCCCUUGGAAGACGAGAUGCUGGAUUUCUACACCAUCAAAACAGAAGCUUUGGAGCCAAAAGAGAAAUGUACUACCUGAUCUGGGCUCUGUAAGAGGAACCCGAAAGGAGCCUGCCUCCACUCUUUACAGGAAACAAGCAACAUAAAAAGAGACUGCAAAAGCUAGAAGCAUGACUGCAUGCUCACAAAGAAAUGAGCUAAAUUUUUUUUGGGUUGAGGGGAAAAAAGGGAAGCAAAUGAAGCCUAGAAGGACCAUUUUCAGCCAGUGAUUGAAGAACAGACAUAAUCACUCCUAUUCUUUGAUACCAUUGUCCAUGACUUCUUAUGUUAGCUGGUGCUUCAAUUACCACAUUCUAGGAUAGAUAAUUUAAAGUUUAUAUUUUGCAUUCAGUUUAAAUUAUCUUAGAAGCAUGAUGUAUAAUUAAAAGAAGUCAUUAAGGGGGUGUUUGGAUUGUAAGUUACUUAAGAUAAGCUACUUAUGCCUCAAUUAACUUAUCUUGGUUUCUACUUAUUAAGCUAAAGCAAUCGAGUAACUUUUUAGUAAAAAAGGUUACUCAUAAUUGAUCAUAAACCAAACUUAUCUCAAAUAAGUUACUUAUCUACUGCUGUAAGUAGAAAAAACUAGUAUCCAAACAGGCCCUAAAUAUCAGAAGGAACAAUGACGAUCAGGGGCAGCAAAGAGGCCCAAUUGAGCGGGGUGUAGAUGGACGUUUGAUUGAUUGUACUAUGCAGAAAGUGUUUGCCAUGGGGCCACUUUGAAAGAGAUUGUACUGAGUUGAAGAACCCUGAUUCUGAUGUGCAGACAUGCACCUUUAAAUAUGACAAUAGUUAUAUCUGA